UCCUGUGUGUCUCCUCUCUCUGCUCCUCCGCGGGCGGACACACUCUCCUCCCUCCGGUCUCCUCCGGUCUCAGCGACCUCCGCAGCGAGCAGCGACCACCGGGACGACCUGCCCUCGGUGUCCGGCACACAGCGCAUCCCGCCGGGGGGAGUCCGCCUGAGGAGCCGGUGUCUGUGUGGUUGUCCUGCUGCGGCUCCGGAUGGAUUUCACUUAAAAACAGAGAGAAUGAGCUCUGCGGUGCUAAUGCUAAUUAGCCUGUGUGCUAACCGGGUCGGAUACAGAAGUUAAAGACUGUCGGUGUCUGUCGGUUGUCUGUCGGUUGUCUGUCGCUGUCUAAAGCUAGUUCGGUUCACUCACUCAGAGCUAAACGGGCUAAUUAACAGAGGAGCUAGCAUCAGCUAAAAGUGGACUUCAAAGGUUCCGAACUGGUUCUGUGUCUGUAGCAGGUCUCACUUUAAAUUAGUAAGUUUUUGAAUGUAGUUUGGUUUACAGAGAAGGUUGAAGUGUAGUUUAAAACUAAAUGUAGACUUGUUUGGUUACUAAAAGUAGACCGGGUUGUUGUGUGUACUGGGUCUAACUGGGUCUAAUGGGGUCUAAUGGGGUCUAGAGGAAGGUAGUCCUGGAUUAAAGCUCAGUUCUGGAUCACAAGUGACCUUUUUGUGUGUUUCUAGCAGGUUUGAGUUGAGUUUGUUUCAGUAGGUUUGUGAAUGUAGUUUGGUUUACAGAGAGUCUGUUUCUGCUUUUAGUCCUGGUCUGAAACCUGAACUGGUUCUGGGUUGUGUACUAGGUUUACUGGGGGUCUAGAAGUACGUAGACCCGGGUUAAGUGUCCUUAUCUGUGUCUGGAUUUGGUUUGGACUUCUGUUAAAGGGCGUUUAACUGGGUCCACAUACAGAACUCCACCAGACUGAAGUCCUGGACUGGCGAACUAGUCCAGUGUAAAACCAGGUUGUAGUCUGUCCCAGUUCUGGAGGGGUCCGGGAGCAGGUAGUCCCUGGUUUAGGAUCAGUCUGGUUUUAAAUGUAGUCAGUGGUCCUGGUGUUGUUGGUGCUGGUUCUGCAGUCUGUGGUUCUGGAUGCAGUCGGUCCAGGUCUAGGUGGGUUUGGUCCAGGUUUAGCUCAUGAUGGCAGAGCUCCACCAGACUCCCACCUCGCUGUGCUGCUGCCGUAAAUCCCUGCCGGUCUCUGGGGCCCGCUGUGUCGGGGACUCGGGCCGGCCCUCGGCGAGCCCGGGUCCCGGGUCCCCGCUGUGCCCCCUGGUGGACGUGGCCUCGGCAUCUAACUUCCGCUGCUUCCAGCUGCGACACUUCCACCUGGACCUGCGGCUCAACUUCGCCGUAAAGGAGAUGAGCGGCUGGUUGGUUCUGGACUUGGUCCCGGUCCAGCCGGGGGUCCAGAUCCUGGUGCUGGACUCCCACCCGUCCCUCCUCAUCCACUCCAUAGACUGUAAGGUCCCCGGGUCCGGACAGGAGGAGCCUGUCUCCCUCACGUACCGGGUGGACCCGUUCACCGACUACGGCUCGUCACUGAACGUCAGUCUGCCGACGGCGGCACUGAAACCGGGUCGACUGAUCCAGAUCACGAUCCGCUACACCACCACAGACGGACCGGCGAUCUGGUGGUUGGACUCUGAGCUGACCUGUGGUCAGUCUCGUCCUCUGGUCUUCACUCAGGGUCACUCAGUGUGUAAUCGUUCCUUCUUCCCGAGCUUCGACACUCCGGCUGUGAAGAGCACGUACACCGCCACCGUCAGGGUUCCAGACGGGGUGACGGUUCUGAUGAGUGCGUCUCGGAGCUCGUACUCCAAACAGGACCGCGUCUUCCAGUUCUCCAUGGAGUUUCCUGUCCCAUCCUACCUGGUGGCGCUGGUGGCCGGAGACCUGCAGCACGUCGACGUUGGCCCGCGGAGUCGUGUGUGGGCGGAACCCUGUCUGCUGUCAUGUGCGGUGAAGAAGCUUGGCGGCAGCGUGGAGCGCUGGCUGGCGGUGGCGGAGCAACUGUUCGGCCCGUACCUGUGGGGCAGGUGUGACAUCGUCUUCCUCCCCCCCUCCUUCCCCAUCGUUGCCAUGGAGAACCCCUGCCUCACCUUCAUCAUCGCCUCCAUCCUGGAGAGCAGCGAGUUCCUCCUCAUCGACGUCAUCCACGAAAUCUCACACGGCUGGUUCGGCAACGCCGUCACCAACGCCACCUGGGAGGAGAUGUGGCUGAGCGAGGGGCUAGCUACCUACGCCCAGCGCCGGAUCACCACAGAGGCCUACGGUGAGGCGUUCACCUGUCUGGAAACUGCCGUCCGAUUGGACGCCCUCCACAGACAGCUGCGUCUCCUUGGAGACAACAACCCUGUGAGCAAACUGCAGGUCAAAUUUGAGCCAGGUGUGAACCCCAGCUCUCUCAUGAACCUGUUCACCUACGAGAAAGGUUUCUGCUUCGUGUCCUACCUGUCGGAGAUCUGUGGAGACGUCAGACGCUUCGACUGCUUCCUCAGGGAUUAUAUCUCAGAGUUUAAGUUUAAGAGUGUGGUGGCUCAGGACCUCAUCGACUACUUCCUCGGUUAUUUCCCGGAGCUGAAGGACGCCGCCAUCGCCCAGAGAGAGGGUCUGGAGUUUGAGCGCUGGUUGAGCGGCUGUGGACCCCCGCUGUAUGAGCCCGAUCUGUCUGCGGGGGGCGCUCUGACCCGACCUGUUCAGGAUCUCUGUGACCUGUGGAGGAGCAGCGACCCCCCUGACCUGAAGACCGUGGCGACCUUUGACCUCUCGGCCUGGAGCACCUUUCAGAUCGUCCUGUUCCUCGACCGCAUGCUCGACCUCUCCCCUCUGCCGCACGACGUGAUGGCCGGUCUGUCUGGUUGUUACUCGUCCCUGUUUGAUGGUCUGAAUGCUGAGGUUCAGAUCCGCUGGCUGCAGAUGGUUGUGAGGAACAGUUUCUACCCCGAACUGCCUCGUGUCCGAGCCUUCCUCCACAAACACACGUCCAGGAUGUACACCAUGCCGCUGUACGACGACCUGGUUGCCGGGGUGAUGAAGUGCUUCGCCGUGGAGAUCUUCAACCAGACUCAGCGCCGCCUGCAUCCCAACCUCAGACGAACGUUACAGCAGAUCCUGUUUCAGAGCGCCGCCGCCCCGACCAAUCAGAACGGCUCUGCUCUGUCCAUCCUGCCCCCCUCUCCCUCCACCUCCCCACAGCCACAGCCCGCCACCACGCCAUCCGCCUCCUCCGCCGCCACAGCUGCUGCUGGGACGACCGCUGCCAUCGCUCUGCGGGACGUCAACGUCUCUGCGUGAAGUGACAGUCAGGUCGUGGUGGCUGUGACGAUUGGUCGCGGUGGAAGCGUGGAUGCUGUUGUUGUGAUGAUGUAAGCUGUUGCCAUGGCGACGGCUCCAGCCGACUCAGAACUACAGUCACUAAAAGGUUGAACACUGUAAUGAAGAAAACUCCGUACGACAGGAAGUUCACUCCAGGUCGCGGCAGGAAGUUGAUUCUGACAGGGGUUAAAGGUCACCGCUCAGGGCUGCUGCUGGAUGAUGACUCAUCAUCAUGUGACUUCCACGUGAGACCCCUCAGACUGCGAUCAGCAGCCCUGAGACGUCUCCUCUGAUUGGGCGUCGGCGAUGCCGGAGUCCCCUGAAGAUUUACACAUUUUUACUCCUCGGUGCAAUUUAACUGAUAACUUGAAGUAAGGGUUAGGGUUAGGGUCUUUGUUUUUUCAUCAUCAUCAUCAUCAUCAUCAUCAUCAUCCUCUCUGAGAUUUAACAGUUGAUUUAUUGAUCGUCUUGAUUGAUCACAACCUGGAGGCUCAUUUCUGCCACUAAAGGUUCAAAAAAGUUCAAACUAGAAGUUAAUUAGUAUAAUAAUAAUAUUCAGAUUAUUAAAGUCGCUGUGUGAGGAUGUUUUUGAAUAUUUGGACGUUCAGUGAACACUCUGGUUUUCAUUGAUUGCUGAUUAAAAGUGUCAGAAAAUAACUGAACUGUUGAUCAGAAAACUGUCAUCAGAAGAGUUUCCAGCUAAUCACUAAUGAAUGAGUCUGUCGGAUAUUCAACGCUCCAACGUGGGAUGUUGAUGUUAAAUGAGUGUCACAUAACGAGGUAAAAAGCUCUAAAUUCAGACCCUGAAUGUUUCCAACCUCUUUUUCUACUUUAUGUGACAAACAGCCGACGUCAGCUCGUCACCUCGAGAACAAUCAACGGAUCAACAUGAUGCUGAAAUAACGACAUCAUGACGAGCAAACUUUUUUUUCUGCUUUUUCCUCUGAUGUCUGCAGCUUCUCUGCCUCCACUCUCAGGGCUUUUCAGAGUUUACUGACAGACAUAUACUUGUAUCUAUUAGCUUACCGCUAACUGCUGCUAACAGACAGGGAGAUUGAGGAAACAGCGCUCCUGGUGGUCAAUAAGUCCUGGUGGUCAAUAAGUCCUGGUGGUCAAUAAGUCCUGGUGGUCAAUAGGUCCUGGUGGUCAAUAAGUCCUGGUGGUCAAUAGGUCCUGGUGGUCAAUAAGUUCUAUACUACAGAUGUAACGUUCAAUACAGACACUGCCUCAGUGAUCUGACUGGUUUCAUGUAAAUCUACUCUAAAGCUAUUCUAAAGCUACUCUAAACUCUCAGACUGAGAAUGUUGAAGACACAUUGGAAACAUUCAGUGAGUUUCUGUCUGACAGAAAUGUUCUUUAAAGCCGGCGACUUUCACUUUUACUUCCUGUUGUGUGAAACUCAUUUAGAUUUUUAUGGUAAUCAUGUCUCGUUUUUAUUUCCUGUGUCACUGUGAUCACUUCCUGGCAGAAAUCAUUGUGUGAUUUUGAACGGCGUUUGUCGUCGUCUUUAAUAACUCGUAGCUGAAAUGAACUCUACCUCCUGAUUCUAACAAACCUGCAGACGACGACUCGGGGCGACGCUUUCACACCAGCAGCCUUCCACCUGAGUGGCCUUAAUGCUGCGUUCACUGUAGCUGGGAACUGAGAGCUUUCUGCUUCACCUCCAUCCCUUUAACGUUGAUUCUGUCUGUUUCUCCUUCAACCAGCUGCAAUAAAAAUCUCCCUUUAACUGACGAUCACUGAUUCUAUAUUCUAUAAUUAUGGGACAGAAAACACCAACAGAGACUGAUGCUGAGAAGAAUCAAUAAUUCCUGAUCAGUACGUUCUACUGAUCAAUAUUUAAGUUAAUUUUUUGUUUUUUUUAACUGAUUUGAAGCUGAAUCGUCCCACUGUUCCCAGCUGUCAGUGAACGCCUCCUCACAUAAUGAAUGUUUGAUGAGAAAUGAAUAAACGAUUGAGACUCCA
This is a messenger RNA of Dicentrarchus labrax (European seabass), 5265 nucleotides long. RefSeq names its product arginyl aminopeptidase like 1 (gene rnpepl1). Gene Ontology annotation, biological process: proteolysis. The record is from RefSeq and is a predicted model, not a curated record. NCBI's taxonomy places the organism in Eukaryota, Metazoa, Chordata, Actinopteri, Moronidae. The coding region runs from base 1120 to 3279 and encodes 719 amino acids. Gene Ontology annotation, molecular function: metalloaminopeptidase activity; zinc ion binding. The transcript has 11 exons.